Messenger RNA from Phragmites australis (common reed), 1201 nucleotides. RefSeq names its product 2'-deoxymugineic-acid 2'-dioxygenase-like. Lineage: Eukaryota; Viridiplantae; Streptophyta; Magnoliopsida; Poales; Poaceae. The record is from RefSeq and is a predicted model, not a curated record. Bases 45 to 1058 code for a protein of 337 amino acids. The transcript has a single exon.
AGUAGCUACUGUCCACGACUGGCAAAACAAGCUACUCGUCAGCAAUGGAGAACCUCCUGUCCUCGGCCUCGUCCCACCGCACGCUCCCCGACGGCCGCUUCGUCGUCCCGCCCGAGCACCGCCCGCCGGCCUCCCCCGCCGGGGCCGCCUCCAUGCCCGUCAUCGACCUCUCCCUCCCCCGCGACGUCGUCCGCGCGGCCGUCCUCGACGCCGGCAAGGACCUCGGCUUCUUCCAGGUGGUCAACCACGGCGUGCCGGAGCGGGCGAUGAGGGACAUGGAGGCGGCCUGCGCCGACUUCUUCCGGCUCCGCGCGGAGGACAAGGCGGCAUACUACUCGGAGGACACGGACAGGACCAACCGCCUUUUCUCCAGCACCAUGUACGAGGUCGCCGGCGAGCGGUACUGGCGGUACUGCCUCCGCCUCGCUGUCUUCCCCGUCGACCGGACCGAGGACGGCUGGCCCGAGAAGCCGCCCCAGUUCAGGGAGGUCCUGGAGCGGUUCAUCGUGCCGACGCGGAGCGUGGGGAUGGAGCUUUUGAAGCUGCUCUGCGAGGGCAUCGGCCUCCGCCCGGACUACUUCGACGGCGACCUCAGCGGCGGCGAGGUGAUCAUGAACGUCAACCACUACCCGCCGUGCCCGGACCCGAGCAGGACGCUGGGCCUGCCGCCGCACUGCGACCGGAACCUCAUAACGCUGCUGCUGCAAGGGUCGGUUUGCGGCCUCCAGGUCGCCUACAGGGGCCGAUGGAUCGACGUCGACCCCGUCCCAGGCGCCUUCGUCGUCAACUUUGGACACCAGCUCGAGAUAACCACCAACGGGCUGUUCAAGAGCGUGGAGCACCGCGCGGUGACCAACGCAGCGGCGGCAAGGACGUCGGUGGCAACGUUCAUCAUGCCGACCAUGGACAGCGUGAUCGGGCCGGCGGAGGAGCUCGUGGGCACCGGCGAGGGGAGUGAUCCGCCGAGGUACCGCAGCUUCACGUUCCGCGAGUUCAUGAGCAUCUACAAGACCGUCGGCGCGCGCAGGGAGAGCGUCGAGAAGGCCUUCAAGAUCUGACGACUCUGAUCCAUCACUGCAUUACACACAGCUACCUCCAGGCAGCAGUACAAGGAAGACUGUUGUGUUCAUUUAUCUAUGUAGCUACCAACUACCAAGAAAUUCUGCUCUAAAAGAAAACUACAAAGAAAUUCUUGGCUAGA